Messenger RNA from Setaria italica (foxtail millet), 1095 nucleotides. Its product is annotated as nudix hydrolase 21, chloroplastic. Gene Ontology annotation, cellular component: nucleus; cytoplasm. Lineage: Eukaryota; Viridiplantae; Streptophyta; Magnoliopsida; Poales; Poaceae. The coding region runs from base 214 to 750 and encodes 178 amino acids. The transcript has a single exon. The record is from RefSeq and is a predicted model, not a curated record. Gene Ontology annotation, molecular function: pyrophosphatase activity.
GAACGCCUCCCCAUCCGCUCCAAAUCCAGCUGCUCCUCUCUCCUCUCUCCUCUCAACCUCUCCUGGCAGGCAGGCCGCGAAGAUCCAAUCCAAAGAUAGCGCAACCGCAUCCCACUCCUCCCCUUAUUUGAGGUGCCAAGAAUCCAAUCCAUCCGCGAAAGCGAGCAAUUUGAUUUCUGAGACAGGCAGACAGAGAAGAGAAGCAUCGUAUCCAUGGCGGCGGUGAUGGUUGCGAGGCAGGGCCGUGAGCUGCAGCGCUACAGCGACAGCACGGGCGGUCGCAUCGUGGUGGGGUGCGUCCCCUACCGAGCCAGCGGCGGCGCCGGCGGCGAGGUGGAGGUGCUGGUGAUCAGCUCGCAGAAGAAGGGCCCCGCGGGGGGCGUGCUGAUCCCCAAGGGCGGGUGGGAGCUGGACGAAUCCAUGGACGAGGCGGCCCGGCGGGAGGCCGCGGAGGAGGCCGGCGUGGUCGGGGAGACGGGCCCGGCCCUGGGCCGGUGGUGCUACCGCAGCCGCAGCUACGACGCGACGUACGAGGGGUUCGUACUCCCGCUCCGCGUCACGGCGGAGCUCGACCGGUGGCCCGAGAUGGGCGCCCGCCGCAGGGAGUGGGUCUCCCCCGCCGAGGCCAUCGCGCGGUGCCACCACGCCUGGAUGCGCGAGGCGCUCCAGCGGUUCGCCGAUACCGUCAAGGCCUCGUCGGCGGCGGCGGCCACGGUGAAGGCCGCGGCGAUCCUCGGCUCCGCCCUGUAGGCAGGCGCGCGCGGGCUCGCUCUGGCGUCGCUCGCUCCGAGUCGUGCCGGCUCCUGGCCUCGCGCGUUUUUCGGCCGUUUCCCGCGCGCGCGCGGCGGGAGGCUCUGGGCUGCUCCGCCGUCGCCGGCGCCGGCCAGCGGAACGGGGAUGGGUAGAGAUGGGUGGAAUGCAAACAUUGUACUGUGACCAAAUCGAUGUCACAAGGACACGGGCUUGUACAUUCUUGGCUGGUUGGGGAAUUCAGAAACAUGUAGAUCUGACGUAGUUUACCAAACUCAUUGUGACACGGAGAAUGAAGAAACGGCAGCAAAGAUUUUCACCAAUCUGACUCGCUCGAUUACCGAA